UCAAGAUGAUAUAAUGUCAGGGAAUUACAUUCUCAAAUUAUAUUUAAUAAUCCACAAUUAGUUUUUAAAUUAUAAUUCUUGUCUAAUAGGCCAAUUGCCAUAUUUUGCAAUAUUUAGAAGGAAUAAGUAAAAAGAUUGUCAGCGAUAUUACACUAAUAUGACCACAGUUUCACGUGUGAUAUUGUGCGCAAACUAACAAACAAAACUGAAACCUAGAAUCCAGCCAGCAAACUUCUUUGGGAACUACUGAAAAGUUUUAUCGUAAAGUUUGCCUUGUUAGUCAGAGGUGUCUCCCUGCGGCUCUGCAUGUAACCCAUUACGAGGCGCGUUCACAUGUCUUCUGCUUCCUGUCAGUGCGAGCGGCGCUUUAUCGCCGACAAGCAGAAGCGGAACGUAAUAACGCUCAUUCGCGCGAUAUGCAAUUUUAUUCUGCUAUUUAUUUUGCCACGGAUUUUUCCCUUUACUUGUGGUUUAUGGAUGUGUGUAAUGUUGCGUAAUGCUGUAGCCUGGAUUAACAGUGGUAUCAUUGUCUAAUGAGGCAAAAAAGGGCACAAUGCCUUUUCAUAAAGAAAUUUGCAGCUUAAUGGUAAUACAUUUAAAAAUAGCGUUUUAAUAGGCUGUCUAUAGCAUUUUGUAAUAUUUAAUCUGAAAUGAAGACAUCCUACCAAAGAAGCGGUCUGUCGCUGUUUGCGUUUUGUUUGAUAGAGUUCUGCACAUUGUUUAGCCAUGCUGAGGUACAGCAGGUGCAAGGCAUUGUGGGAGGGGCUUUCACUUUUCCUGCCCCAGUUCUUUCACUGGGCGCCCUGUUGUAUGGGAAUAUCGGCACUGUGGCCAUGGUGCUGUCAGGGAGCAGUAUCACAAACCUAACGGAGAAAUUCAGAGGCAGAUUGUGGUGGGACAGUAAGACGGGACUCUUCACCAUCACCGAUCUGCAGAUCCAGGACUCUGGCCAGUAUAAAGUGGAUAACAGUGAUGGAGUGAAGAAAGUUACAGCAUAUCAGCUGACUGUAUACAAUCCAGUGACCAGGCUGCACAUAACAUCCUUACAAGUUCCAGCAUCCAGUCCCUCAUCAGUCCGACCUUCAGCUAAUGUGAGCUGUUGGGUUCUGUGUUCUGUGGAGAACAGGAGAGACGUCAUCCUGUCCUGGUACAGAGGGAAUGAGACACUGAACCAAACCAGCAGCCCUGACCUCAACACCAGCCUGUCUCUCCCCCUGGAGAUAGAACACAGAUACACCUAUUACUGUGAAGCAAAGAACCCAGUCAGCUCACAGAACCUCACACUGAACAUAUCAGAAUACUGCCUCAAAACCUCAGGUGACGACAUUUCCUCUACCAAGAGCUUCCUAAUCCCUGUGCUUUUUGGAUGUGGUCUAAUCGUCAUCAUCGUCGUCAUUGUCACCUACCUGAAGAAGAGGAAGCGUGAUGAGCAGAGGGAAGAUGCAUCCGCCUCUACAAGACUGCAUGUGUACACUGACAAUACUGAAUAUGCAGAAGUAAUUCACAGUAACCAGAACCACUCACAGCGACAGCCUGUAUCAGAACUGGGUCCCGGUUCCACACCGGUGAAGCUCACCACCGUGUACGAGGAGCUCCGGCACACUUCAUGAAGGACGGGGGGGCCGCAGAGGAGGCGCUGUGGGCAGAGGGAGGCACCUAAAGUGGGCAGGGGCAGCGGGCAAGAGAAUGAUCAGAGCACCUACCAAUACCAUGCAUAUACCAGGAAGUGUCGGGCCUUAUUUGUGGGUGACAAAAUAAACAGGCUGGCUUACUUGUUCCUACCGGUUGUAACACCCAUCUGUGACAGUGUUUAUCUCAUGUUUUGGGCACUUCUGCUCUGUGUUGAAUGUAGGAAAAGAUUAGCUCACUGUAUGGAAAUCAGUAACCUGUGACAUUCAAAUCUUGUAUCAAGCUAGCAGCUUCCUAUAAAAGCCCUCCUAUGUUCCGAGUUUUGUCCUUUCAGAGAAUGUAUUUGCAUAAAUUGCGCCAUCUUGUGGUGACAAAGAAGAACCUUAAAGUUUUGCAUUUAUUUUUUUAUUUAGCACAUGGUUUUCUCCAAGUUAAGUUUUAUUUCAGCUCAGUAGCUCCGCAGAUUGUCUGUGGCUAUCCCAUCAUGCACAGGGACACGCAAUCUUCAGACUCUGGGACCCAGGCCCAAUCCCAAAAGUCCAGGUACCUGAACACUCUGCCUCACCCCUCCGCCUUCGUGCAUUCCUGAGACUAGUCGCCAUAUUGAAGUGUGUCUCAAAGCAGCAAGGGCUAAGGGGAAGUGGUCCAUUAUGCCCUUAUGAAGCAAGUCAGCAGCAAUGAAAGCCCACAGAAGUGCACUGCUAUUUAAAUAUCCCACAAUGCUUUCACUUCACAACAGAACAGUGU
Molecule: messenger RNA, 2376 nt
Organism: Paramormyrops kingsleyae
Lineage: Eukaryota; Metazoa; Chordata; Actinopteri; Osteoglossiformes; Mormyridae
Source: RefSeq, a predicted model, not a curated record